UGCGGCCGCUAUCUCCACGCACGAAACCCAGCACCCCGCCCCUCACGCCCGUGUGUUUGCUGAGGAGGAAGGUCCCCACACCACGAAGUACAUUGGCCUUGGGGUGGGGCUGAAGGGAUGGGCCCCUGUGAGAAUGUAACUGAGUGUGACAUAAGGAAGGGCAGGAGGAUGGAAGCUUCUUCUGAGGGGCUCUAGUAGGACACAAGCAUUAGUAGGGAGGAAGUGGGGAGGGGCGGCAGGAAGUGAGGAAAAAUGGAGGUGAGAUGGCCUGAGGGGCCAGAAUGGCAUUGAGAAGCGGGAGAAGACUAGAAGGAAACAGCUGCAUGAGGCCGAGGGGACAGUGCUUAGUAACAGCCAGACCACUAAGCCUAAGGUCGCAGAGCCGGGGGUAGUGGCGGGUGUUUGUCACACGGCAAAGACCAGCCCGUCCACCAUGCCUGGAUCAGCUGAGGCCUUGAGCUAUGACAGGAAAGCUAACUUAUUUUUGCAGAAACAGACUUACCUGAUCGUAAAUUUUCAUUUGACAUAGGUGCACAGUGUUACUUUGGGAGAGAAGAGAAAGGUGAAGGAGAAAGAGAGGAUUAGAAGGGGAAGGGGGAGUGAAAAAAAUCCACCUUUUGGCUUCUCUGAAGUAUUUUCCAACUACCAAGGCAAAGUUAACACUGCAUGUACAAUAUUUUCUAGAUACUAUUAAUACUAUUACAGUACUUAAACUUACAUAUUAUAAAGAUACUGGGAGGAAUGGAGAUGUUCAAUACAGAAUUUACUUAACAAACAUGUUUCUAAUUUGUUGUUGCUCUUUCUGUUUUCUAUGUAUGCAUGUUCUAUAGGACGAAUCAGAGUUACCCAAGUCGGCAUUGUUUCUCAAAAACAGCAAAAAAACCUCAAUUGAUAGCGAAUAUGGACAGGGCUCCCCUAAUCUCAAAGACAUAGAGACUAUACCCUUCCAGGUUUCAACAUUUAGACUCCUAGGGAAAAUGCCUUCCGAAUUUAUGGGAAAGUAAAAGUAAAAUUUGAAGCUACUUUAAAGUAGGGUAGGACAGUGAGAAUAAUCUCAGACCCGAAGGGUGAGGAGAUCUCGGUUCUAGUCUAGCUCAGCCUUAGGGUUUCACUGGGUCCACCAUCACUGUACCUGUUUUCUCACUUUAAAAAAAUGAGGUUGAAUUAGAUGAACUUUAAGACCUGUUUCAACGUUAAGAUUUUGUGAAGAUAGAAGAAUCUUAACUGAGCCAGUCCUGAAACAAGGCAGAAUUGCCAGAGAGGAUCAUUUGGCUAAGUACAUAGAGAGGAGUAGUUGAAAAUGACUGGACUAGUAGGCUGGCACCAGCUAAUACGGGACCUUAUAGGCCAUACCAUGGAAUUUCAUGGUAUGGAACAAUGAAAGUUUUUGAGUUAAGGGAAUGCAGGAAUCAGAGUUUUGAUACCCAAAGAGCAGUUGAUAGAAUGAUUUAGAGGAGGGAGAAAUUGAGUUUAGGAAAGUGACAGAUAAUGACAGUCUAAAUUAACAGCAGCAGUAGGAGUGGGAAAAAGGGAAGGAUUCCAGAGAGCUGUAGCAUGGAGUUGUACCUAAAUCUGGCAUUGUUCUAAGUUUUAUAGCUGGUGCCUCCAGAAUAUGAUGGCAAAUCACCUUGUAAAGCCUGAUACUAGAAAUUGCAAGAGGCCAAGAGAAUUGGAGUCUCCAGUGCCAGAUAGUCCACAGUUGCCUUCUCUUGGAAAAUCAGAUUCAUCUUUCUCUGGAAGUUCUGGACUGUUUUAUAAAGAUGAAGCCUUGGAGAAAGAUUUAAAUGAUGUGAGCAAGGAAAUUAAUCUAAUGUUGUCUACCUAUGCAAAGCUUUUAAGUGAGAGAGCAGCAGUAGAUGCAUCUUACAUUGAUGAGAUAGAUGAACUCUUCAAAGAAGCCAAUACUAUUGAAAACUUUCUAAUACAAAAAAGAGAGUUCCUGCGACAGAGGUUUACAGUGAUUGCAAACACAUUACACAGAUAAAAUAUACACUUGAAAUAAGUUGAGAAUUCAAAUUUCUUAUUGUUACAAUGAAAGAAUGACAUUUAUGCUUUGAAAGCUCUCUAGUUGUUAAAGAAAAUGUGUAUUUUGAACAGAGAAGGGGAAACUCCUUGAAAUUCUUUUCUAGAUUUAAAAAGGAACUUUUAAAUUCCUUAAUGUUAAUAUUAAUGUUCAUGUUAAUGUCCUAAGCUGGACAUUAACAUGAACUACAUCAUUUUUCUUUUGAGGGUCAAACAUUUAGUGCAUUUUAUAGAAAUGUAAUUAUUUAAUCUUACGUGGAUUCUUUUAUUUUUUCCUUAAACUUCCUAGUGUUUCUUAAACUUCUAAAAAAGGAUUCAAUUAAUUUAUAAUGUUUAAUAUUAUACUUUUUCUUUUAGAAUAUUUUAUUUAAAUAUCAGCUCAUUUUUGAGUCAAUUUUGAAUUUUUUUAUGGUCAGGAUUAUAAAAGAAGAUUAAAACCUUAUAGGUGAUUUUUUCCAGUUUCUUAGAGUAUAAUGACAUAACUGUGUGCUAUUUCUAUUUGAUUAUUUUCACUAUUAGUUAUUAUGUAUGGCUAAUAAAAAGUCUUGGCUUAAAAUGAUUUUCUUGUAGUAAAAGUAGUAAAAUAAAAACCAGAGUUACUCACCA
Molecule: messenger RNA, 2628 nt
Organism: Sapajus apella (tufted capuchin)
Lineage: Eukaryota; Metazoa; Chordata; Mammalia; Primates; Cebidae
Gene: TEX12
Product: testis expressed 12
Exons: 4
Coding region: 1613-1984 (123 amino acids)
Biological process (GO): synaptonemal complex assembly
Cellular component (GO): central element
Source: RefSeq, a predicted model, not a curated record